GUGCGCAAUGGCACCGAGCGCUCUCCUGCUCCUCCCGCUCUCCUCACUGUGCAGGACGCGAUGGCCAGACACACAUUAACUCUGCACGGAUGAUGCUUUUCCUCGAUGGCAUCUGAUGAAUUCCUCACUUGGAAACAGUAACAGUGUUGUGUGCCAAACAUCUCAUCUUCACGUCAAAAGGACGUCUCCAUGGCAAUGUUUAGAGGUGCACACCAACUCUGGAAUGAGUCAAACCUCCUCAGAUGGGAUGAGAGUAAUGAGAGUUUAGAGGCAUCGGAACAAGACAAGGGGGCGUGUAACUACUACGCCAUGCUGUACUCCUUGCUCAUCCUGGCCAUCGUGUUUGGGAACGUGCUGGUGUGUCUGGCUGUGCUGAAGGAGCGUUCCCUCCAGACCACCACCAACUACCUGGUGGUCAGCCUGGCUGUGGCGGACCUGCUGGUGGCUUCAUUGGUUAUGCCCUGGGCUGUGUACUUGGAGGUGGUCGGCGGUGCCUGGCUUUUCAGCCGGCUUUACUGUAACAUUUUUGUCACUCUGGAUGUGAUGAUGUGCACCGCCAGUAUCCUUAACCUGUGUGCUAUCAGCAUUGACAGGUACACAGCAGUGGUGAUGCCCGUUUUGUACAACACCACCCAUAGCUCCAGGAAGAGAGUUUUGGUGAUGAUUACCACUGCGUGGGUCCUGGCUUUUGCCGUUUCCUGUCCCCUGCUUUUUGGCUUCAACACCACAGAUGACCCGACGGUGUGUUCGAUAUCCAACCCCGACUUUGUGAUUUACUCCUCAGUGGUGUCUUUCUACCUGCCUUUUAUUGUCACUCUGCUGGUCUACAUCCGCAUCUACGUAUUCCUUAGGAUGAGGCGGAAGAGGAUCUCUUUCGGCCAGGCCAGUCGAAAGGUCCAGCCAGGCUCAACCCGGCAGUCUGCGGACACUUGUUUGCAAGAAGAGACCCCCAGGGCAAAGCAAGACCUUUCACCUAUAAGAAUUAAAGUGCAGAGUGUAGAGCCUUCAGCUUCCUCCAAGCUCAACUUGCUCUCAAUGUGCCUGUGGCGCAAACACCCAAAAACAGGUCCAGUAGAGAACUCAGUGAUGCCCCCAGUCGAUACACAGAACUACUGCAGCAUCAGCCACGCCUCCUGUGGCCGUACCGAGCUAGAUCUGGAGCAGGAGCAAGAGGAAGAGGAGGCGGAUGACACCACCCAAAAUGAGCAACCCGUCAAGAUGAGCUCCGAGGUGAAGGAUUUGUCCAAUGGACAAACACGCACGUCAGUGCGGCCAAUGCCUCACUCUCAUACCAACAGUUCACGAUUCAGGAGCAUGCAUGCACGGGAGAAAAAGGCCACUCAGAUGCUAGCUAUUGUGCUUGGGGUGUUUCUCAUCUGCUGGCUGCCGUUUUUUGUGACUCACAUUCUGAACACCCACUGCAGGACAUGCUACGUGCCUCCUGAGCUUUACAGUGCAUUCACUUGGCUGGGGUAUGUCAACAGUGCCCUCAACCCUAUUAUCUACACCACCUUUAACAUCGAAUUCAGACGGGCUUUCAUCAAGAUCCUCAGCUGCUGAGGAAGGCGGUUCACCAGGACAUUAAAAUGGGAAUGAGCCUGUACACUCGUGAUUUAACUCAAGCAUGGUGCAUUUACUAAAGAGCAAGCACAGGUGUGUAUACUGGUCAUGGUUGGAAGCAAACCUGCUUUGUGAACGGGUUAUGCAACAGAAACAAGGUGAAUCACUGAAAUAAAAUGAUACUGUUGUGUGCAGUAAAUGCAAACAAAAAACUAUUUUUACUUUUUUGACCUCAGCAAAGGCUCAAACUUUUGUUUCUCUCCAUUUGAACAAUACUGCUCCUCAAGUAAGACAUUUCACAUGCAUCCCACAUGAAUCUUCUUGUGGAUAUGUCUUGUAUAAUAUGUGUACUGCUCCUUGCUACAGUUCAGAUCUUUCUGACUGAUGUAAGUUUGGAAGCUCUUUUUAGCCAGGAUUGAGCAUUAAGACUGAUAAAUUGAUCUUAAACCUGGAGGCCACCUCGUUCUGAGGCCCACUGCCACCGCAGCGUAUGGAUUAACUGAUGUUACACACCUCCUCAACUCUCCCCAUCUUUCAUCAUGACCAUAAGCGUCUCACAAGCGCAUGCACAAAUCAAAAUUCAAGUUAUUUCACUUGAACUAUGCUAGAGGGAUCAAUCUGGUCCCUAUCAAGAGUCAAAGCAUUCUGAAUGAGAUGCAUGUAUUGAUGUGGAGGCAAUGUGCCUGGAGUAAAAACUGUUUGGAUAUAAUGCACAGGGGAAACAUUUUCAGUGUUUUUUUUUUAAUGUCUGUUCAUUAACAAACCUGCCUGUGAUUUAGAGCUGCCUGCCCAAUGUUCUGAUAAUGGCAGGAGUUUUGGUAUCUUUACAAAUUAAGCAGGAUUGUAAACCAC
Messenger RNA from Monopterus albus (swamp eel), 2412 nucleotides. RefSeq names its product dopamine receptor D3 (gene drd3). Lineage: Eukaryota; Metazoa; Chordata; Actinopteri; Synbranchiformes; Synbranchidae. The coding region runs from base 190 to 1560 and encodes 456 amino acids. The transcript is spliced from 8 exons. Gene Ontology annotation, biological process: negative regulation of cytosolic calcium ion concentration; negative regulation of adenylate cyclase activity; negative regulation of synaptic transmission, glutamatergic. Gene Ontology annotation, molecular function: G protein-coupled receptor activity; dopamine neurotransmitter receptor activity, coupled via Gi/Go. The record is from RefSeq and is a predicted model, not a curated record. Gene Ontology annotation, cellular component: plasma membrane.